Molecule: messenger RNA, 4056 nt
Organism: Esox lucius (northern pike)
Lineage: Eukaryota; Metazoa; Chordata; Actinopteri; Esociformes; Esocidae
Gene: mybl2a
Product: v-myb avian myeloblastosis viral oncogene homolog-like 2a
Exons: 8
Coding region: 276-2834 (852 amino acids)
Biological process (GO): regulation of DNA-templated transcription
Cellular component (GO): nucleus
Molecular function (GO): DNA-binding transcription factor activity, RNA polymerase II-specific; RNA polymerase II cis-regulatory region sequence-specific DNA binding; protein dimerization activity
Source: RefSeq, a predicted model, not a curated record
CGCAGUAUUGAUGGUCUUGAAUGUACACUUCCUACCCCAGUUCCCGGGAAAAUCUGCAACUAAAAUGCGCUAGGCGCGAGAUUAUACAAAGUGAAGGUUAGGCUAUAUGACUUUUGUGGUUUCGUUUUCUGCUUUGUUUGCAAACUAUUGUAACGUUAAUUUAAAGUGAUUUGUUACAGUGAACAUUUAGUUUUGAUCAAAGAAAUGGACUGCAUGUGACACAAGACCGUGGCAGUUGGGUUUGGGAGGUUACUGGACCCUCUGAAGCUGAUGUGAUGAUGGAAAUGUCCUGUUGGCCGAGCGGCAUGCAGAGUGAAGAUGGCGAGGAGAUGCUGUGUGUUGACACAGACUCUGAUUUGGCAGAACAGCGAGAGAGUUGUAAAGUGAAGGUGAAGUGGACAAAUGAGGAGGAUGAGAAUCUGAAGAUCCUGGUGCACAACUUUGGAAAUACUAACUGGAAAACAAUUGCCAGCUUCCUACCAGGACGCACAGAGUAUCAGUGUAUGCACCGCUAUAUGAAGGCACUAGAUCCUGAUUUAAUCAAGGGGACUUGGACCAAGGAGGAGGAUGAUAAGGUUAUUGAGCUGGUGGGUAAGUACGGGACCAAGCAGUGGGCAAUGGUGGCCAGGCACCUGAAGGGUCGCCUGGGGAAGCAGUGCAGGGAGCGUUGGCACAAUCACCUCAACCCAGAUGUUAAGAAGUCUUCGUGGACCCCAGAGGAGGACCUGAUCAUCUACAAAGCCCACUGUGUCCUCGGGAAUCGUUGGGCAGAGAUUGCCAAGCUUCUACCUGGAAGGACAGACAAUGCUGUCAAAAACCACUGGAACUCAACCAUCAAACGUAAAGCAGAGCUAGGAGCAUAUACUAUGGACGAAGAUGGGAGCCCAAUACUACCCACUGCUCUGGAGCAGGGCGAGGUAGAUUUCCGUUUUGAUGUUGUUUUAGACUCUGAGCCUGAACCCCCAGAGGUGAUGAGGCAAUACAGUGAAGCUAUGGCUCCCUCAUCAAAAAUGAGACCAGCCAAGUCAAAAACAGUGGUGUCCCCACCUGUUUCAUCCAAGAGAGACUCCAACAGCCCCUGUUCAGGCACCACCGUAACUUCGCCCCACCAGUCCCGCCAGAAGAACUUAACAGAGGCUGUGCUGCGAAUGAUAGCAGAGGACAUGCUUCCCCUCAGCUUCGUGGAGGGCUCGGGUUUCAGGAGCUUCAUGUCUGUGAUCGGCCCCCAGUACCCGAGGCUGUCCCAGCGCACCGUGGGCCUACGGCUGUACGAUGAUGUGGAGAAGGCCAUCAAGCCCCACCUGAUUCGCGACCUCAAGUCCUGCUUAGCGGCCAGUGACGCCGUGGUCCAUGCCACCCUGGACCUCUGGGCCAGCACCUACUCCGACCCAAUUGUUGCAGUGCAGCUGCACUUCCUGGACGAAGACUGGCACAUCCAACGGCCCACCGUGGCCUUCCGCCAUAUCGGCCUUAAAAACAUGAACAUUGCUGUGGCCCGGGAGCUGGAGGCAAUUCUGCUAAGCUACGGCAUGUUCCCCAGCAACCUAGGUUACCUCAUCACCAACGAGGCCAAGCACACCAUAGCUGCAUGCGACCUCUUCUGCGAUUACAGGAUCAUGUGCUCAUCCCAACGGGGCGACCCGGAUGAGGAGGAGAUGCUAGCCUUUCUAGGCGACCAGGUGCCUAAGGAGGACUUUGCGGAGAUCCAGUUUGGCACACGAGCGAGCUGUGUGGCCAAAACUUUGCAAUUGGUGAUCAAGGAGGCUCUGAAGAACUCUCGUGUGGUGGAGAACCUGCUGUCACAAGUGCACAAUGUGGUUGCUUUCUUCCGCCGCAGUGCCUACUGGAACGAGGUUCUGCAGAAGGAGUGUGGCCUGUCCCUGGCCCCCUCAGCUGGGAGCUGCCGCUGGAAUUCCACUUUCGAGUCGAUGCGGCGGAUGGUGCAGGAGGUGGUGUGGGGCUCAGUCAUCACCCUGCUUGCCCAGGCCCGCAUUGAGGCUAAAGACUCAUCUAGCUCCCCGCCCAUGGUAAGGGCCAAGCGGGAGCAGGUGGAGGAUAUCAUCGGUCUGCUGGAGCCUUUUGAGGAGGCCAUUCAGGUACUGCAGAGUGACGCAGUCACCUUCUCCCUGAUCAUCCCCUCUCUCAUUGGCCUGGACAAGACUCUGGAGACCCGUUCCACUAACUACAGCCACUUCUCCAAGGGUCUGCGGUCUGGCCUGCACACACACUUCCAGCCCCUCAUCCUGCAGAGGGACUUGAUCCUGGCUACAGUGCUGGACCCCCGCAUUAAGCUCCAACCCUUUGAUGACGCCAAGAACGAGACGGACAACACCUACCUGGCCGCCCUCUCCAAAUUUCAGGUCAGAGCACUAAUGGAGACAUCGCUCAGCGAUUCCUGGAGCCCAGCGCAUGUGAAACAGGAAGAGAGUGAGGAGAGCCAGGAAGACUCUGAGGCCUCCAGCUCUAAUAGUGGCAGUGGCAACCUCAAGCGCAAGUCUAUCUUCAGUUUCCUCCAGCCUCCAGCGAAGACGUCCAAACUUUCUGAGCUUGACCAGUACUUGUCAGAGCCUGUGUUGGAUGGGGAUGGGUCAACCCUUAUUUUCUGGAGAGACGCGUCACGGUUUCCCCAGCUCCAGAGGGCCGCCAGGCAGCUUCUGGCUGUACCAGCCACAUCAGGGGGCUUUGACCGACUCUUCCCCAUGGCAUCUUGCAUCGUCAGGGCGAAGAGGAGCAGACUACCCCCUCACACCACCGAAAGGCUGCUGCUCUACAGGGAGUCCCUGAGGGGGAAAGACGGGUGGAGGUCCAAUUCCAAUGUCUCCUCUAAACAGUGAAAGAAAUGCUGAAUCCAGUGCCUCUUACUGCUGUUUUAAUGUCAGUCCUGUGUGUGCAGGGUUUCUUACCGUAAUCUCUUACGAUUUUCAUCAAGUUGACAGAAUUGGACAAAAACCUGCUCAACAAGGGUUGAGCCUUGAUGGCUAAAUGUCAUGUCAAGAAAUGUGACGCAAAGUAAAUAUACCUCUUUAAUAAUGCUAUUUUUUCAAAUUAUGAUGGUAAUGUUGGACAUUUCUGGGAUGUAAAUGUUUGGUUUUGGUACAUUAUGUAAUGGACAUUAGAGGGAGAUGGGGAAACUUCUUUGAGUGUGUCCUGAAAACAUUCUUCACUUGUUUGUCUGGGUUUUCAAACUGCAAACAGAUUUAGAAAUUAAAUUUUCUAUUAAUUUUUCAUUACUUACAGAAGUUACUGCUUACCAUCUUCUCUAAGGAUCAAGUAGCAUAUAGGAAAUCUGUGUUAUCAAGUGUCAUUUGAGUUCAUAUUGAAAGGGGAGUGGAUUUUCUGGUUUAUUUUUUCUUCAAACAAAUUUUAAUCAAUGGACAUUGUUUGCAUACUACUGUAAACUUGUCUCAUUGCAUGAUGGUGAACAUAAUUUCACCAAUAGAAAGAUGUGCUUUUCUCUACCUCUUCAUAACUUUGUCAAAGAUUUUUAUGACUUAACCAAGACUGUGCUCAAGCUGUUAUUUUCAUUGAGAAGCUAUACCAGAAAGGGUAGAACCUAGGAGGAGUUGGGCAAAGCAGGCACCAGUUAGCGAGAUCGUAUUAGCGCAUUCCAGCCAUUUGUUGGGAAACUUUUGCUCUGAAGUGCAUGUUUGCAACAAAUCAAUUCACUAUGCACUUCCAAAUGCAUCUUUCUAAACUUCAGCAGCAAGUAAAAAUAAAUUUUACUGUGAUAACAUUCUUCUUUUGGGAACAAAAAAUAGACUGAGCUGAGAUGUUUAAUUAAUGAGACAAUUGUCAGUGUAUUUGGCCUGUUUCCAUCCAACAAUUUGACUGCCCUGGCUCUGGUUAUCUUUUCCCUGUGGGCUGUGGAAAUAACAACCUGAGGCUUCAGAUUUGGUAGGCUGUCAAGCUCUCUGUCCCCCUGUGUCUUAGUUCAACUUCAACAGGUUGCAGUUGCUUUUCAUGGUGAACUCUUACUUGGGGACAAAUCUCAAGUCAUGUUGGAUUAGGACUUUGAUAAACUGCUUUUUAUGUUGAAUAAAUGUUAAUUUAUUGGUA